AUGUUCUCCUCCAAGAGCGCGUCCGCGUCCGCGCCCGCGCCCGCCGCACCCCCCGCCGGGCGCGCGCUCCACCUCCUCUCCUACGACGACGCCGCGAAGAAGUUCACGCUCGGCGAGGACGCGCUGGCGUGCCUCCGCGGCGUGCGCGGCCCCGUCGGCGUCCUCGCCGUGUGCGGCCGCGCGCGUCAGGGAAAGUCCUUCAUCCUCAACCAGCUCGCGUCCGUCGCGCGCGGGCGCGACGGCUUCGCGGUCGGCCCGACCGUGCGCCCGUGCACGAAAGGGUUGUGGAUAUGGUCCGAGCCCGUGCCGUGCGUCACCGCGGAAGGGGAGCGCUAUUCCCUCGUGCUGCUCGACACCGAGGGCGUCGACGCGUACGACCAGACGGGGCAGUACUCGACGCAGAUCUUCUCGCUCGCGGUGCUGCUGUCGUCGCUCUUCUGCUACAACCAGAUGGGCGGGAUCGACGAGGCCGCGCUGGACCGACUCUCGCUCGUGACGGAGAUGACCGAUCACAUCCGCGUCAGGGCGGCGAUGGAGGGCGGCGAGAAGAGCGGGCCUGGCGCGAGGAGAAGCGCGGCUGAUGCUUCGGACCUCGCGCGAUUCUCGCCGUCGUUCGUCUGGCUGCUUCGCGACUUUUAUCUCGACCUCGCCGACGGCACCGCCGCGGAUUACCUCGAGUCCGCGCUCAGGCACGUCCCCGGCGACGGCCCUGGCGUCGCCGCGAAGAACGCCAUCAGAGACUCCAUCCGAGGCUUAUUCCCCGAGCGCGAGUGCUUCCCGCUCGUGCGACCGGUGAACGACGAGGCGCAGCUGCGCGACCUCUCCUCGGUGCCGCGCGCCGACCUCCGCCCGGAGUUCCGACGCGGGCUCGACGACCUCGUGUCGUUGCUCUUCUCGCGGUGCCGUCCGAAGACGGUCGGGCGCGACGUCCUCAACGGCCCCGCGCUCGCGGGGAUGGCGAAGCAGUACGUCGACGCGAUCAACGACGGCGCCGUGCCCGCCAUCGCCACCGCGUGGCAGAGCGUCGCCGAGGCGGAAUGCCGCGCCGCCGCGGAG
Messenger RNA from Micromonas pusilla CCMP1545, 1056 nucleotides. RefSeq lists its product as uncharacterized. The annotation marks the transcript as partial. The transcript has a single exon. Gene Ontology annotation, molecular function: GTP binding; GTPase activity. The record is from RefSeq and is a predicted model, not a curated record. NCBI's taxonomy places the organism in Eukaryota, Viridiplantae, Chlorophyta, Mamiellophyceae, Mamiellales, Mamiellaceae.